AUGUUUUUCUUAUAUUUAUUAAUCAUUUACAACAGAGCAAUUUAUACUCAGGUGUGCUACGCCAAAGGAACAAAAUGGUAUGAUGGAUUUACUGAUGUUGAUAACGCUAACAUUAACAACACACUUUGUUAUUCAAACACUAAUUAUCAUAAUUACUUUUUUAAACAAGACAUGUAUUUCCCUUUUAAUCAACAAGCUUAUUUUAGCGCAUUUGAGUUUAACAAUUCGUUGACACUAAACUCUAUAUAUAAAACAAAUGUGGCUUAUUUGAACAUUGAGUAUUUUAAAGUCCGAGAUGGGGCCACUGUGACAACAUCAUCUUUUAUUCAUUCAAACAACACAUUAUUUAUAUACAAUGGAACUUUAAUAAUAAAUUCAAACUUUUCUAUUGCAAACACAUUCGCAGAAAAAGGAGCUGAUAUUGACAAUCCAAGAGUUUUGUUAUGGAAAUCGUCGUAUCUUCACUUGCAUUACAAUUUUAUUUAUAACAAAAAUUUUUAUAUUACUAAUCCAGAUGGUAAAACGACAUGUUUUGAUGUUAUUUCAUUGAACUCCCCAAAUAUUUUGAUAUCAACAUUUGGUCGGGGUAAUUACAAUUCUUCACAUUUUCCUUUCAAAUUUAGUUCUGGUACUGGUUAUCUUAUUUCCAAUCAAAGACUGAUCAGGUUCUGCCCAACUGGAAAAACAAACAAUAAUGUUACAUGUACAAUGAAGUCUUCUAAAUAUCAAAAGUACUUUAAUGUUAAUAAUGAUAUAGAAGACUACCCAUUUGACUAUCCCCAUUGUCCUUGUGAUGAUAAUGUCACUAUAUGUUAUUUAAACUUUUUAACCACAUUAUCUAAGAUUGAUUUACAAAACAAUUCUAUUGAAUAUGCAAACGUUUUAAUAAUGUCAAUGGUGACAAUACAAUCAUAUGGAACAUUAACAUUUGUGGAAUCCACACAGAACAUCGACUCCACUUUAGUUUAUCUGAUAUAUAGCUCGACUUCUAAAACGUUGUUUUGUAACGGAAAUAUGGAAUAUUCACUUAAUAUCACAAAUUCUGAAAAGGUGCUCCAAUUGAGUUGUGGUAAGAAAUUAUCAACUCUAACAGUACCGACAAAUCGAUUGUUAUUUUUAUCAGAUACAAUAAGAACUGUUGAUUCAUUUAUUUUUACAUCAUAUAUUGAAUACUCUUACUUUCAUACUAAUACUGUAUUGAACUCACCUCAAUUAAAUAUUAAAGGAUGUACACUUUAUAAAAUCAGUUUAACUUUGAAAAAAUGUUUGUUGUGUGAAGAUAAAAGAAAAUCAUUUAACAAUGUUUGUCAAAUAAACAAUUGUGUUGAAUAUAAUGACAAUGGACGAUGUGUUUUUUGUGCCAAAUUUUCUGUAUUGAAUGAAAGUAGAAUGUGUGGAACUUCUACUUCUUGUGAAUAUGGGUAUAAUAACAAUUGUUUUAAAUGUUCAAAGGAGUAUAUUUUAAAGAAUGGAAUUUGUGCUCAAAAACAAUCAAAUUGUCAAAUCACGGAUGGUAAUUUUUGUAGAAAAUGUACUUCUGGUGUUUUAUAUGGUGUGUGUGAUGUUUGUUCAUCCCAUUGUAUUCACUGUGAUGGAACUUUAGAAAACAAGUGUAUAAUAUGUGACACAAAUACAAUAUUGGUCAAUGGGACUUGUAUUAAUACAGAAGAAGGUACAACAAAUAACGAAGAAUCGAUGUCAUGUGAUAAUGGUUUAUAUAUAGAUAAUGGUAUUUGUUACAAUUGUACAGAUAAUGUCAAUCAAUUUAUAACGUGUGACAAAAUGAAAGUGACACAAUGUGAAGCAAAUUAUUAUAUCAAUGCAAAUGAAAAUAAGUGUAUUACUAAUCAAUGCAAUGAGGAUGAAAUGAAAGAAGAAAAUAAUUUGUGUUCAUUAAAAAUACCAAAUUGUAAAUAUUCUUUAAAUUCUCGAUGUAUAGAAUGUGUAGAUUAUUGUUAUUUGGAUCCGACCAAUAAUUGCGUACCUUUAAAUGACAUCAAUUUUACUUCAAAUUGUGAAACAAUAAACCACUUUGGAUGUGUGAGAUGUGUAGAUGGGUAUUAUUUAGAGUCAAAUAAGACAUGUGCGAAGUGUAACACUUCUUUGUGUCAAACUUGUUAUUCUUCUUCAUAUUGUUUGACAUGCGCUGAAAACAAAUUUCUCUCAAAACACGAAUGCAAAUCAAAUGAAAAUUUAAUUGGAAAAUGUAACAAAUUUGUUACAAGUGGAGGGUGUAGUGUAUGUUCAGAUGGAUAUUACAAAAAUGGGUUGGACUGCUUUAAUUGUUACAUCUCGUGUUCUUCUUGUAUUUCUUUACCAACAAAAUGUCUCAAGUGCAAUUCAACAAACUUUAAAACGACUUCGGGAAAUUGUCUACCCCGUUCACUUUUAUCAAAAAGUUGUGAUGUUGAAGUGACAGAAAGCGGGUGUUCAAAGUGUAAAGAUGGGUAUUACCAAAUCGACUCAAAUCAAUGUCAAAAAUGUGACGAUAAUUGUAACACUUGUAACACUUUAAAUGUGUGUCUGACAUGUUUCUCUGACAAAAUAUUGAUUAACUCUGUUUGUUCUAAUUUCACUUCUAUUCAAAACUGUCAAGCAGUUUCCAAUUCAAAAUGCUCAAAAUGCACUUUUUGGAACACUCCAAGUCAGAAUGGCACUUCUUGUGUUAAGAAAGCAGUAUGGUGGGUUAUUCUUAUUAUCAUUUUGUUCAUUAUUCUAAACAUUAUUAUUGUUUAUUUGAAGUAUUCAAAAGAACAGCAAACGAGAUAUGAUAUUAGUAUAUUUUCUAUGAAAAAUUCGAAUAUUUCUUUUUUGAAAACUACAAACAAAAACAUCAUGUUAAAUAAGACUGAAAUUGCAUUUGAAAAUGAAAAUGACACACAAAAAGAAAUUCCAGUGGCUGUUGAAAGUCGUGAAUUGAUAUGUGUUGGCAAUGUUAGUAAAAACACAUUAAAAGUGCAAUUUUCUCUCAAAAAUUCAACUGAUAAAUACUCAAUACGAGUCGAACCACAAAUUGUUAUAAUCAAGAAAGGUGCAGCGGUUGAAUUUGAAAUUUAUUUGCACCCAAAUUAUUCAUGUAGAAUUGAUGACAAAAUAGUGUUAAUAUCAGUAGAUAUGAAGAAAGGUGUAACAUCUGAAAUGCCAAUUAAUAUAAAAGCAGUAACACAAAUUUCAACUCGUUUAGAUCCCGAAGAAUUAAAAGAAGAGAAAAAGAUUGGCGAAGGAUCUUUUGGAAUUGUUUUCAAAGGAAUUUUCAGAGGAAACAUUGUGGCAAUCAAAAAAUUAAAAUUUACUUCAAAUGAUAUAAAGUCACUUGAGGAGUUUGAAAAAGAAGUUUCUAUGUUAGACAAAUUUAGGAGUGAUUAUAUCAUCCACUUUUAUAGUGCCGUAUUUAUUCCAAAUAAGGUGUGUAUGGUCACCGAAUUCGCUCAAUUUGGAAGUAUUGCAGAUUUGAUGAAAAAUAAAAAAUCUGACGAAAUUGAUAUGAAAAUACGAGUUAAAAUGAUGUUAGAUGCUUCAAGAGGAAUUAUGUAUUUACAUAACAAUGGGAUUUUGCACAGAGAUAUUAAACCAGAUAAUAUUUUAGUAUUCUCAUUGGAUUUAAAUGAUAAAGUGAAUGCUAAAUUGACUGAUUUUGGAAGUAGUAGAAACAUCAACUUGUUGAUGACUAACAUGACGUUCACUAAGGGUAUUGGAACUCCAGUCUAUAUGGCGCCUGAAGUGUUAAAACAAGACAAAUACAAAAAGAGUGCUGAUAUAUACUCACUUGCUAUAACUAUGUAUGAAGUAUUUUGUUGGAGAGAAGCUUACAAUAAAACUGAAUUCAAGUUUCCAUGGAAAAUAGUUGAGUUUGUUAUAAGUGGGAAAAGGCUCCAAAAUCUAGAAACGAUUCCAAAUGAAUGUUUUGAUAUUAUCAAUAAUUGUUGGUGCCAAAAUUCAACAGAAAGAUUGUCAAUUGCAAUCAUUUCUGAAAAACUAGUACAUUUAUUAACAAACACAAUUAAUUAA
Entamoeba invadens IP1 is the source of this 4008-nucleotide messenger RNA. RefSeq names its product protein serine/threonine kinase, putative. The transcript has 3 exons. Lineage: Eukaryota; Evosea; Mastigamoebida; Endamoebidae. The record is from RefSeq and is a predicted model, not a curated record. Bases 1 to 4008 code for a protein of 1335 amino acids. Gene Ontology annotation, biological process: protein phosphorylation. Gene Ontology annotation, molecular function: protein kinase activity; ATP binding.